AUGCGCCAUGCUCGCAGAUUUACCGACAUAACGCCUGUUAUUCCGAUCCAGAAAACCAAAGAUAGAGUUAAUGACAAGAAAAAGUUCCAUAAACAAUCUAAAAAGUCCAGGAAAGGUUCUACAAUGAGUACUUCGCGUGGCUCAAAACCGCAACAACACCAAGACGGACCAAGAACGGAAUUAGACUAUGAAAUCGAACGACUAAAAGCAGAAAUACAACAAGAACGACAAAUGAAGUAUGUCGUAAUCAAAGCUAAAUAAGCCUUUUGUUGACGUUAUUUUCCACGGCAGUUUAAAUGUAAUCUUUUUGUACGGAACUCAGUCUAUUAUCACGGUAUCGUAUCAUUUAUUUUUGUUUUGAAUUUUAUUAAAAGUCACUUAGCAACAUCGCCGUUUAUGAUGUUUGCCAUCUCAGGGAAUCUCCAUUAGUUUUCACGAUAGGAGGGAUGUUUUUUGUAGGCCUAGUAACUUACAAUAUGCUGUACUCACUUAACGUUUCUUUUUCACGUCUUUUCUGAGAAACUCUUUAUCAUGAGUUACCGUUAAAUUAACACUGUGCAACCUACUAAAAUUGCAUUCUCUGCAAAUUAUUUUCGUCUACUCGAAUGAACUAAAUUGUCAAUCAAAGAUUCGAAUUCGCUUUGGUCCUAAUUUUUUUAAAGGAAGGAUGUUCUUUUCUCUAUGACUAACACAGUCUUUCUUGACAGGGAGAUGCUAGAACAAUCUUCUGUUGAAUUAGUGAAUACCAUCAGCGAUCUGGAAGAGAAAAACGACAACGUUGAAGGCGAAGGUAAAAGGAUUUGUGUAUGCUUAUACUCGGUGUAGAAUAUCAAAAGUGGUUAUGUUUCGAUCUUUCAUUUUAUUAAGUAAAAUUAAAAGUAUUAAAGAAGUUUCUUUGUAUAUCUAACUCCUGCUCAACCUUUUGUAGAUAACGAAUGGAAGACACGAUUUGAAACUCAGCAAGAAAUGAACAACCAGCUUGAGAAACAAGUUGUGUUAUUACGGGAAAAACUUGGCCAACUUAAGAUUCCAUCUCGAGAUGGUAAGCUUACUUAGAAUAUAAACAUAUUGUUGAUCAAUACACCUAUAUUUGGCCUUUGUUAGAGAAGAGCUUGCCACCUUGGUAUUGUAAUCUGCAAUUGAUUUCCCAAGGAGGGAGAUCCAGAUUUACUGUGAUUUGUGUCAGCUGUAGAGUGGCUGGUUGGCUGACAGCCUUUGAAAGCAUGUUUCUGACUUACACACUAUUCACACCAGCAAAACAUGUUUGCCUAAACUUGGUAUAACUGAAUGAAAAUCAGAAGCAGAGAACUGAAAACUGAAUUUUUCAACAAACAUCAGUCUUAACAGUUUCUAUGAAGAAUAAAAUUUUCAACCAUGUUUAACAAAACAAGUUCAAAACGUUUCUAAGCUUUGGUGUAAAUGAGGUAUAAGCCAUGUCUAAUCAUGGUCAGGUUUAAGGGAUUGUCUUGUCUGGGUUCAUGAGCUGAGGAUGCCAUGCCCAGCUCAUUUAAGAGAACAUCCUGUGUCAAAUACUUAGGAAUAAAUUUGUCUUUAAUGUAGCUUUUCCUUUAUAUCUAAUGGUGCUCACUUUUGUUGAUAUUGAUAUAUUUUUUUACAGGAAAACCAAGUAAUCAUCUCAAAACAUAUAAUGGUCUAUCUGAUGUAAGUUUAGAAAUUUAACUUUUUUUUACUGUGUUUAAUUUAUUUUCAAUUGAUGUACAUAUUUUCAUGCUUUUUUAUAUGUAUGAGUCACCAUUUUUAAUUAUGAUAUUUAUUUCUUUUCCUUUUAACUCCCAGACCAAAUUUGUAAUUCUCCUUACUGUCAACCAUACAAUUCUUAUAAUGUUAAUUCAGAGAAUUUAGUCUUGGAUCAACUAAUUAUCCUCAAAUUUAUAGUUUUCUUUAUUCUCGUCACUUGUCUGCUUGAUAUUGUAUUGAUAUUGUAAGGAGAAAUUCUGUCUUGGUCAUUCACGGGAGCUAAAGGGUUAAUUUAAGUCUUGCUACGGAGAUUUUAAAAUUAUAUCAAUGACAGAACAGUUCUAUUCUUGAUAAUUUUUCCAUCAGGCAGAAAUAAGAAAACUAAUGAAACAGCUGGAGAGGGAUAAAACAGAGUUACAGGGUCAGUUGCGAGACUUGGAAUGGCGUCUAGACAAUGAAUCCAAGGUAUCAAAAUGCAUUCUAUAGCUUCAUAAAAUUCAAUGGUUAAAGUAAUCAAUUUGUCAUUAACUGAAUAUCAUUGAGUUUUUCUGUACUUUUUCUCACUGGUGUGGAUUUAUGGAUGAAGUAACCUACAUUAUAGUUGCACUUGCAUUGACAAGCUCAAGAUCUGCUUCUUUCUUAAACUUAAACUCCAGCAAUCUGAAUGAUAAUUCUUCAAACUGAUGAAUUGAAUUCCCUCUUUGAUGACUUGUCUCAAGAAUGUGGUAUUUAAAUUCAGCCUUUAUCCCCACAAUUGAUCUUAUUACCUGUUUGACUGGGUGUGUAGUGAUCAAUAUGCUGGGAUAGAGGGAUUAUUAUUCCUCCUGAUCCAUUGCAUUGAUCUAUACUUGGAGUAAAGUGUUAAAAUUUCUCUCAUCACCCAGCUACAUUGAUUGAUUUGAAAAAUUGUUGGUUGGGUGUAGGUAGAGGUUGUGUCAAAAGAAAAAACAAACAAACAAACCAAGUAGCAAUGAAGGAAGAAAUGCUACUUCUUAUAUUCUGUCUAGUAGAGUCACACCUUAGUAUGAAUGGUACAAAAUAGAUAAAUUAAUAAUACUUCCUUAUUGAUUUUUGAAUUAGGCUUUUCACAAGAUAAAUGAGGAAAGAAAGAAGUACCUAACUGAACUAGAUGAGGUAGGUGUGCUGUUGAACAUGAUUCUCUCCUGUAAGUACAUUUAACUAUGUACCUUUGCUGGCCAUAAAAUGGUAAUCUGCCAUUUCCAGAAGAAUGAUAUCAACAGAAAAGUUUCUUUUGUUCUAUGCCCCACUUUUUAUUAAAAUUCCAAAUUACACUCCUGGUCAAGAGGUAUAAGUCAGUACCUUUGCCUGGGUGAGACAAUUUGCUUUUACAGUGCCUUGAUCAGUCAGGAGUAUUAAUGGGUAUUAAUGAACUGGGUAUUAAUGAUCUGGGAAAAAAUGCUGAUAUUUCCCUGCAAUAGAGUGUCAUCCCAUUUUUGUAAGGUAGCAAUACUGAUGAUCACUUUGUUCUGUGAAAUUUGGAAUAAAUCCCAGUGAUGGUGAAGUUGGUUUGAAAGUGAAUGCUCCUCCAAAUAGCAUAUUGUUUGAGGAAGUCCUGUUUUAUAGGAACAGAGAAAGACAGAUUCUUUUUUGGUAUUCACCAUUUUUAUGUUUCUUUAUUUGCAUCUCAGACUGCUGCAUUCAUCGAUGACACAAAAACAAAAACAAGACAAGCAAUUCAUGAAGCUCAGAGAGAGAAUGAAGCUCAGUUGAACAAUGCAAAAUUAAGGUUUGGCCAUAACCAAUGAUAAAAAAUACUUUGAGAUAACUAUAAUGUGGAGAUCAGUUUAGUUUACUAGAUAUGCUAAUUUGUUUGGUAGUCAUUUUAAAUCUUUGUUGUUAUCUUUUAUGUUGCAAAAAAAAAAAGGAAAAUCAUUCAAAGGAAUGAAGAAAGGGAUUUCGUGUCUACUUGUUGUUGAGGGUCAACACAGGGAAUUUCAAUUUCAAGCACAAAAGAUUUUGAAAUAUCUAUUCCUUGGACUUUAAACCUAUGGGACACAUAUCUCAAUGGUUCAGUAGUGUUGUUGUCUAUUUCCUUAUUUCCUCAUCUACUUGAUUUCUCAUUUUUCAGACAUCCUAACCACUUUGGCCUGCCAGACAAUCAAAGGAUAAUUGAUCCAAAGAGAGGUCCUGUGAAGAAGGUGGCAGCUGUGCGGAAGCUGCCAAAGUUAGACAGCUCAGGAUCAGGUGGAAGUAAAUCACCUGGCAACAGUCCAAGGAACAGUUAGCAUACAUGAAUCUAUAGGAUGGCCAAACGUAAAGGAUACCUUCAAACAUGAGAUACUUAUUCUUUUAACCCUUGAUACCUUAAGAUCAGUAUGCUUAUUCUUCAUACUGAUCUCUAUACAUUUCAUGAGGUGCUGACAAGGAGAAUUUGUUUAGCAAUCAAGAGCUUCUUUAGUUGGUGAUCAUUUCCUUUAUUCUCAUGACCUUCAUGUGUGAUUGAGGGUGAUAUUGUAAGGAGAAAUUAGAUGCUAGUUAUACUUAGGGGUCAAAGGGUUUAGGUAGUGUAUACAAUGUAAUCAGACAAUUGAGGCACAAAACAAACAUUGUUACCCUAGUUUUAGUCAAUUAAUCAUUGUGCUAUUGCUCUCUUCAAAGAGGUAACAGACCAUGGACGAAAUUUCCUGGUACUAUCCAUUGUCGGCAGUGCAUAGUCUUAUUUAUGUAUUUAUGCAAAGAAAAAAUAUGGGGCUUUGAAUAAAAGGUGAACUAUUAUGACAAAGGGCAAAAAAAAAAUAGUUGGUAUAGUUCUUGAUUCAAUCCAAUUCUUAUGGAAUACUAAAUCAAACCAUCUAGGAUGAAAAACUGCCUACAACAUUUGACUAAUGCUUUUAAGAUUGUGAAUUAAAAAAGGAAAAAGCUGCUCGAUACUACCAAUCUUUUAUUGACUUUUGCAUUUGAGCGGAACCCUACUCUCAAAUGACAAAAUAGAUAAUUACCCAUUGUUGUAAAUGAUCACAUAACAAUGUAAAAUUUAGUUAAAGCUUGUGUGUUUUGUUUUCUUAGCUUGUAAAUAUACACUCAGUUACCAACAAAUAUAUAGAGGAAAACAGAUAUGUAAAUAUUAUGAUUGUAAAAGUGACAUGAUUGUCUAUCUGAUAAAAUGAUCA
Molecule: messenger RNA, 4829 nt
Organism: Pocillopora meandrina
Lineage: Eukaryota; Metazoa; Cnidaria; Anthozoa; Scleractinia; Pocilloporidae
Source: the annotation of a GenBank genome assembly